UUGAAACAACGAUCUGCCGCACCUGUCCAGAACGACAUGCCCACGUCGGGCCCGUCAUCCCCGACGAACACUUUAUAAUCGCCAACGCACGAGCAUAUGUCCACGCAUUCUGUCGCGGGCUCGGACGACGACCGGAGAUGGUCGUCGGAGAGCCUUAACGUUCGAGAUUCGGCAGAACUCCUUCCCACAUCACAUGAUCUUCGGGAAGCAUUAGAGGUAGAAGCCGCAACACCACAUUGGAAAGAGAACUCGAUAAGCGAUACGUGGCAGAACUAUAUGCUAGUUGCUCGACGGUGGAUCUUUAAGAAUGAUGUCGGCGGGUCCGACAGUUUUGCGAAGGCAUGGAUGAGGAAAGCUCUGGUGGCAGGCUCCUAUAUUCUUGCUUGGUAUACCACGUCUCUGGUGCUGUCAUUAUAUAACAAAUGGCUCUUUUCGGAGGAUCACUACAAUUUUAAAUUCCCCCUCUUUACGACUAUGAUACACAUGAUUAUGCAGUUUACAUUAUCUGGUGUGGCGGUCGCAUUUAUAUGGCCGCGAAUGCGUCCAGCACGGCAUCCUGCCGUGAAAGAUUAUUUUACGAAGGUUUUGCCAUGUGGUGUCGCAACGGGCAUGGAUAUCGGUUUGUCAAAUAGUAGUUUAAAGGUCAUCUCCCUCUCCUUCUACACAAUGGUGAAAUCCGGAGCACCCGUCUUUGUUCUCCUUUUUGCUUUCCUAUUCGGGUUGGAGAGGCCGACGUGGACAUUGAGCGGCGUUAUAGUCGUCAUUUGCUUCGGCGUGUUUCUCAUGGUCCUUAAUGAGACUGAAUUCAACUGGGCCGGUUAUGUGGAGGUUCAGAUUGCUACGGUAUUGUCAGGCUUACGCUGGGCUUUGACGCAGAUGCUCCUGGAACGCGAAUCAAUGGGGAUGAAUAAUCCGUUGGCUACAAAUCUAUUCCUCGCUCCUUUAAUGGCGCUGUCGCUUUUGAUUGCAUGCUCCGUCAUGGAAGGCAUCCCCACAGUUUUUCAAUCACCGUUCUUUGCGACAUUUGGGUCGACUCUCAGUAUACUAGGCACAAUAUGCUUGGGCGGAUUCAUUGCGUUUUUAAUGGUUGUGAGUGAAUUCUUCCUGAUCUCAACCACAUCCGUUGUCACAUUUUCUAUUGCUGGAAUCUUCAAAGAGAUCAUUACUAUUAUUGCAGCGGCAAAGGUGUUUGGGGACGAGUUUCCGGCGAACAAGAUAGUAGGGCUUAUCAUUAGUAUCUCGGGAAUUGCUGGAUAUAAUUACUUGCGGAUCCGACACAUGAGAAAGAAGCAUAGAGCAGAAACACGCAAGACGAUAGGACCUUUUCAGGAAGGUGUAGACGAGGAUGAGGAGGAUGAGGAUACGAGACUAGUAGCUGCAGGAAGGGGUUUGUACGGUUUUCACCCUGUGAAUGCCAUCGCGGGAUCUAGACCGAGUCGUGAAGAGGAACUUGAUCUGGAGUUCAUCGGAUAUGACGAUGUUGAGCUUAAUGACGAUACUGAUUCACCGUGACACGUUCUUAAUUGUUGCGAGGUGUUCCAUCUCGGUGACAGUCAAAACCAUUCGAAUGUGAAUAUGCCCAUCUAUUCCUUUAAGAGUAUAUAUGAUAUGCCACAAGGUUCAAAAACUUACUAUAAGAAAACUACCAGCGCCAUAUGCGCUAUCUAUCCUUAUCUAAAAGAGUGGCUGACUUAUUAACUCCA
This is a messenger RNA of Spizellomyces punctatus DAOM BR117, 1703 nucleotides long. RefSeq lists its product as uncharacterized. The record is from RefSeq and is a predicted model, not a curated record. NCBI's taxonomy places the organism in Eukaryota, Fungi, Chytridiomycota, Chytridiomycetes, Spizellomycetales, Spizellomycetaceae. Gene Ontology annotation, molecular function: antiporter activity. Bases 97 to 1512 code for a protein of 471 amino acids. Gene Ontology annotation, biological process: UDP-glucose transmembrane transport. Gene Ontology annotation, cellular component: Golgi apparatus; cis-Golgi network; endoplasmic reticulum-Golgi intermediate compartment. The transcript has 4 exons.